CCUUGCGCACCUAGUACGGAGUACAUACCUUGAAUGAUCGCCUCCCAUGCUAUCAAAUGUUUUCCCCUCAUUAUCUAACCCUAGGUACCUACCUAGGUAGGUAGCUUGGUAGGUAUUUACCUCGGUCGAGGCUACCUAGCUAGGCAGGUACGUUCCGAGACUUAUGAGAGGCUUAUAUGCCCACCUAGGCACCAGGGAUCAGCAUUUCCACAUCACUUCCACAGUCCUAGCAAAGCAGUCUUCCGAAGUUUCUAAUUUUCUGGCCCAAGUGAUCUGCCGAGACUCUUCGCAACCAUGAACAUUGACAAGACCGAACUCACCACCGCCACCUCCUCGACCCAGCUGGAAUGCAUCGGCAGGGGCGAGUGCGGAACCGUCUGGGCCGAUCCCGGGCCCGCGGGUGACGACAUUGCUAGGCUUGUCAUGAAGCGGGAAGAGGGGGGGGAUUUGGGCCACCCGGUUGCGAUCGAAUAUCAGGUCUACAGGCGCCUGGUGCAAGCCUCCCAGAAUAUGCACCCACUGGUCAUCAAUAGCUUCAGCAUCCCUUCAUGUCACGAAUUUCUCGACAAAGACAACAUAGCCUGGUCCGAGAUCCUCCCCCGUCUGCCCCCAAAUUCCGCGGCAUGCAACGCCCUGAUCAACGAGAAGAUCCGUCCCUUGCCACUCUCCGCCCGCAGCCUGCUCAUGCAGCAAUACUACCAGAACCACGACCAAGACGCGGUGAGGAACACACACUGCCUGGUUCGCCCUUACCUCGGCCGACGCCGACGCAGGUCAUCCCAGCACGGACAGCCGAGAUUCCGCGUCUUCAACCUGCGGAAGUUCCCACUCCACCAAAACCUGUUGGCAGAGCUCGACCUGGACCUGGAAGGCUAUGCCACGGCGAUGGCCGACGCCCUCGCCUUCCUCCACUGGUGCGCCAGAGUCGACGCCGACGGCGUGGAAUUCGUCCUGGCGCCUCCACGGCCGCGUCGCCAGCCCCAGGCCCAGGCCCAGGCCGAGGCCCAGCACCCAUCCGCGGUCGAUCUCGAUGGUGGUACCCCGUUUGGGCCCGGAACCGCUACGCUCUUCGACUCGCCCGUCCUCGGCCCCCACGCCUUGUGGUUGCUGGACUUUAACUCUUGCCAGGAGAUGGCCAUGGACCCGGACGGCAUGAGACAGGCGGCGGCGUGUUUCUGGCGGAAUGACCCUUACUAUCCGCGGCCGGGGGGUGUGAACGCCCUCGACUAGAGGCUGUGGGGUGUCUUUCGGGACCGGUUCCUGGAUACUAGUGCUUCGAUACUCAGGGGGGAGGAAGUACUCGUUAGGCGGCUGCCGGAGAUACUGAUAGACAGGAUCGUGGAUACCCGCCCGCGAUAAGUCU
Molecule: messenger RNA, 1363 nt
Organism: Phialemonium atrogriseum
Lineage: Eukaryota; Fungi; Ascomycota; Sordariomycetes; Cephalothecales; Cephalothecaceae
Exons: 1
Coding region: 295-1230 (311 amino acids)
Source: RefSeq, a predicted model, not a curated record